Molecule: messenger RNA, 1167 nt
Organism: Puccinia graminis f. sp. tritici CRL 75-36-700-3
Lineage: Eukaryota; Fungi; Basidiomycota; Pucciniomycetes; Pucciniales; Pucciniaceae
Exons: 4
Coding region: 1-1167 (388 amino acids)
Source: RefSeq, a predicted model, not a curated record
AUGUCCUUCUCACUACCCCUCGUCAGCAUCCUCAUGUCCUGGAUCAGUUAUCAGUCCGUCAACGCCCAUCCGUUUGGGAUGUUCCCUAGUCCGGGUGGCGGUAUGUCUGGAAUGGGUGGUGGCAUGCCUGGUAUGGGUGGUGGCAUGCCUGGUAUGGGCGGCGGCUUCCCUGGAAUGGGCGGCGGCUUCCCUGGAAUGGGCGGCGGCUUCCCCGGAAUGGGCAGUGCCAGCACCCCCGGCGCGACGGCUGAAGACCAGAGCGGUUCUUCUUCGAUCAAAACCGAACUUUCCGAAUCUUGCAAAAAAGCAGCCCACACUUUGUCGGAGGGCGAAGUCGCAACUUGCGCCAACAUUCCGGCUCUCAUCGCAAUCUCUAAAGCCGAGGGAUCUAUCGUCCCUGCCAUCAACACCUGGAUUACAGGCGCUUGUUCAGCUGUGCCAUGUAGGCAAGAAGCGUUGAAUUCCGCGGCCGAAAAGUUCAAAAAGGAAUGUCAAAAAGACUUGGACGAUGGAUCAGCUCCGGCUAUUGGAAUCUAUUCCCACCUCUUGCAUUACAAGGAAGCCAGGAACACGGUUUGCACUCAGAGCAAGAGCGACUCGAAGUUUUGUAUACCCCAGCUCAUGGAGGGACUUGAAGAGAAAGCCGGCGAAAAGUUCACCAAUGCAGGAAUCAAGGCUUCCAUGGCUGGUAAAUUUACCAAAGCAGCCCUUGCUUUUAUGCGUGUUCCAAAGGAAACAUUUUGCACCCCUUGUAGUCAUGCCCUUGCGACCCAAUCGGCCAUUAUGGUAGAGGCCAUAAGCAAGGACCCAAGGAUCAAAUUCGAACACAAUUCCACUCCGCAAAUGCAGAAAGCUAGCGAAAUUUGCGGCGCCUCAUUCGAUGACCACAAGAUUCCCGACUCGGUCCAAAUUGCCGCCCCAGGAACCGGAAAAGCGGAGGAUGGCGGAGCAAAGGACAAAGCCGACGGGCCUCCCAAACCUGAGGAGACCGAAGCUGGCUCUGAGACGAAGCCCGAGGACUCUGGUGCUCCUGCUGAAAAACCCUCGGACGCAAGCGCUGAGGCUGAGAAACCAAAGGAUGGCCAAACUACACCCGAGGCCUCCAAGGGCUCCGCCGAAGGAUCCGAGAAACCGAAGGACCAAGACUCUGGUACUCAAGAAGCUUAG